This is a messenger RNA of Diabrotica balteata, 819 nucleotides long. Lineage: Eukaryota; Metazoa; Arthropoda; Insecta; Coleoptera; Chrysomelidae. The record is from the annotation of a GenBank genome assembly.
AUGAUAACAGCUCCUCGAUUUCCGGUAGUAAUAAAGAUCGGCCACGCUCACGGAGGUCUAGGAAAGGUGAAAGUGGAAAAUCUAAACGACUUCCAGGACAUGGCCAGCGUAGUUGCCGUAGCUAACACAUAUUGCACCGUUGAACCGUACAUAGAUUCAAAAUAUGAUAUUCACGUCCAGAAAAUCGGAAAUAAUUAUAAGGCUUUCAUGAGGAAAUCAAUUUCAGGUUGUUGGAAAACAAAUACUGGAUCAGCAAUGUUAGAGCAAAUAUCCAUGCCAGAAAGAUAUAAAAACUGGGUCGACGAAGUUUCCGACUUGUUCGGUGGAUUAGAUAUUUGCGCUUUAGAAGUUGUAGUCGGCAAGGAUGGACGUGAAUACAUAAUUGAGGUCAACGACAGUGCUCUAACGCUAUUGGGAGAUACUCAAGAGGAGGACAGAAGACACAUAGCCGAUCUAGUGUCCUCUAGAAUGCAAGCAAUUUGUAGACCAAGGACCCCUCCUCCCAGUGAAGAGCCUCCCCCGCCACCUGUUGGCCCACGUGGUAUUCUGGGAAGCCUCAGUAGCCUUACACACUCGGAGACGCCACCACCGAGUGCAACUUCAGAUGCUCCCUCUUUGGCAAAUGUUGGUAGAAGAGACAGUCAAGCCUCACAGUCAAGCACAAUUAGCAGCGCACCAAGUACAGGACGUCUUCCAGAUCCCCCACCUCGUCCCGGCUUCCAACGCCAAGGCAGUCAGUCACAGUCUCUCGCAGAAGAUACGGAAGAUACUAUGAAGAACCUUAGAAAAACCUUCGCCGGCAUUUUUGGGGACAUGUAA